AAUUGUAUAAAGCUGUUCACCUUUUUUAAAAUUCUUAACAUUUUUAAUGUUAUUAUAAAAUACAGAAAUGUUUAUUGUUGUUAAAAUCGAUAUGUCUACUUUGCGACAAAAAUCAAGCUUGGCAACCAUGAUUACUCAGUACAUAAACAAUAUGGCCGCGAAGAAGGAUGCAACAAGUAUUAACCAUGUGCAUCAAACAGCUAUAUUAUGUGAAACGAUAAAGAAAGAGCAAAAAAAACAAAAGCUUUAUACAAACUACAGUAUUAACCCCUUUAAGAAAAUGUAUACACUGUCAGGGAAACCAAACUCGACACAUGACUCAGCAGAUGGAGAGGAAGAUGAUGAUUUCCUGCAAGUUAUAAAACGUGCACACCAAACUCCAGUCGAGAAAUUUGAAUAUCCGCAAACAGAAGCCCAAGAGAUUGGAUGGUGCACCAAGCCUCUAAUCGAACACCAGCGAGACGACAUGCGAUUACACCAUCCGAGGAAACAUUCAGAAAUCACCAAAUUCAUGGAUGCGUAUUGGAGACAAAGAGAACAAUCGGAAAAUUUGAAUUAGCUAUAUUUAUUUUUCAUUCCUUAUCUUUAUGUUUAUUUUUAUUAUCUCUAUUUUCUUAAUAAUUCAUAAUUUGUCCGUCUGUGCUCGUGUGAUAAUUUGCAUCCAUAAGGACUAACUUCUUUCUGAAGAGGGAAAUGAAAUACCCCGUCAUAUAAGUUUGCAUGUAAACUACUACUACUACACUGUCUGAUGUCAUGUAUGUAAUUUAAUCGUGAAAUUUUAUAUUGUAUAUAGUGAACAUAGAAAGAAUAUGUUUUAAAACAAGACAACCACAAA
Hydractinia symbiolongicarpus is the source of this 835-nucleotide messenger RNA. Its product is annotated as cilia- and flagella-associated protein 144-like. NCBI's taxonomy places the organism in Eukaryota, Metazoa, Cnidaria, Hydrozoa, Anthoathecata, Hydractiniidae. The record is from RefSeq and is a predicted model, not a curated record. The transcript is spliced from 4 exons. Gene Ontology annotation, cellular component: ciliary base. Bases 68 to 559 code for a protein of 163 amino acids.